Molecule: messenger RNA, 1741 nt
Organism: Cornus florida
Lineage: Eukaryota; Viridiplantae; Streptophyta; Magnoliopsida; Cornales; Cornaceae
Product: aluminum-activated malate transporter 8-like
Exons: 6
Coding region: 1-1455 (484 amino acids)
Biological process (GO): malate transport
Cellular component (GO): plant-type vacuole membrane
Source: RefSeq, a predicted model, not a curated record
AUGGAAAUCAAUGAGUCCGCCACAACCGGUACUCGCUGGAGUGGUCGGAUUAAGGCCUUCCCCGGAAAGUUGAAGGACAAGGUGAUAGAUGUUGCCAAGAAAACAAAGGAUAUCGGACAAGAUGAUCCAAGGAAAAUUGUUCAUUCCCUAAAAGUGGGACUAGCUCUCACAUUAGUCUCCAUGUUCUACUAUUUUAGGCCUAUAUAUGAUGGGUUUGGAGUAGCAGGAAUGUGGGCUGUCUUAACUGUGGUGGUUAUUUUCGAAUUCACUGUUGGUGCAACCCUAUCCAAAGGUAUCAAUAGAGGUUUUGCAACAUUGGUAGCUGGUGCUUUAGGGGUCGGAGUUGAACACUUAGCCAGACUCUUUGGAGACAAAGGAGAGCCCAUUCUUCUUGGGUUUUCAGUUUUCCUACUAGCUGCAAUAUCUACGUUUACAAGGUUUGUUCCACAUAUCAAGGCGAGGUAUGAUUAUGGGGUGAUGAUAUUCAUAUUAACGUUCAGUUUGGUAGCUGUGUCGGGUUAUAGACUUGAGAAAAUCGUAGAACUUGCCCACCAACGAUUAUCAACCAUUGUGAUGGGUGGUGCAAUCUGUAUCAUCAUCUCCAUAUUCAUUUGUCCUGUUUGGGCUGGUGAGGAUCUUCACAAGCUCGUUGCUCUCAAUCUAGAAAAGCUUGGAAUCUUCUUACAAGGUUUUGGAGAUGAAUAUUUUAAGCUUUCUGAUGAGGAUGCAGGAGAUAGUGCUCAUGUGGUGUCUAAGGAUGACAAGAAAUUUAUGCAAGACUAUAAAACUGUCCUCAAUUCUAAAGCCACUGAAGAAUCCUUGGCAAAUUUUGCAUGGUGGGAACCUUGUCAUGGUCGUUUCAAAUUCCGUCACCCAUGGAAACAAUACUUGAAGAUUGGACUACUCUCUCGGCAAUGUGCCUGCAAAAUUGAAGCUCUUAGUGGCUACAUAAACUCUCAUGUCCAAGCACCAUUAGAAUUUCGACAAAAAAUUCGAGAACCGUGUACAAAGAUGAGCUCAGAAUCCGGCAAGGCUUUGAAAGAACUAGCAUCAGCCAUAAAAAAGAUGAAAAAUCCAUCCUCUGCAAAUGUUCAUGUACAAAACUCCAAAAUAGCAGUGGAUGAACUCAAGAGUGUCCUUGAAGCUGCCUCAGUAACACAGAAAGAAGAUGUUUUAGAAAUCAUACCAGCUGUCACAGUUGCUUCAAUACUAAUGGAUAUCACUGAAUGUGUUGAAAAAAUUUCAGAGUCCAUUCAUGAGCUAUCCAAUCUAGCACACUUCAAUAGUGUGGAAUCGAUAGUGUCACCGGAGAAGCCACAGUUACUACUUCAUCGUGGAACCAUUAAACCUUUCAGCGACGGUGAUGGUGACCAUGUGGUUAUCACAGUGUCACCCGAAGAGGGUGAUUUCUCAAGCACUAAAGAUGGAAGAAACAACAAGGCAGAGGAAGUGUAAAUAUUAAUAGCUUCUAACAUGUAACCUGUAACUUUGUAUAUACUUGGUAGUUUUGAGUUAAAUGUGGUGCCUAGUUAGCUAGCUUUAAUCUCCACUCUUAACUAGUGUAAGAAGUUUCAGAGGGGAAGUAAUUAUAUUAGGAAAUGGUUUCCUAAUUCUAUGUGUUUAUUUCUAGUAACAUUUCCUUAAUUCUAUGAAAUGUUGUUCUUUGAUAUGUACUGAACCAAAAAAAAAGAGAAAGCUCUAGUGCUCUUUUUUUUAAUAAGCAAUGGUGAUGCUUAGCUUA